AUGUCGUAUCUUGGUGGUGGUGGGUGGUGUGAGUUCCUGAUGACUGAGGCACCCCAGCGCGGGAAAAAGCGACCCGCAGAAAAUGAUCCUGAUGGUGACCAACCUCUGGCAAAGAAGUUCGGACUGCUGCAAAUAGAACCGUGUUUGUUUGGCACACCUCAGAUAUGUGGCGGGGAUACAUCUCCAACUCAGUCAAAUCCAUUUGAUACGACUGAGCGGAUGAUGUUGGAUGACACUAAGCAUACAAUAUACAUUCAUGACCUUGAUUCUGAGCUAGCAGAUUCUGAGCCUCAGGAGUACUCAAUCACCUUUUUGCCCGAAAUUGGAGCCAAGUUGGGGUCUUUGCAGAAGUUAUUGAAUGUUGAUAAACAACCUCAGAACAACGAAUUGGUCCUCUACAGAGAUCCCAAAUCUCUGACCGUUCCAGAGGAGGAUGAUUAUGUGCGGAGAGCCAUCCUUGAUUCCAGGAGACGAGCGAGAGCAGCUCAGACUCAGCGCAGAUCUGCAGAGAAAGUAGUGAAAGAAGUUAAGUCGAAUCUUGUGUGCAAUGCUGAUGGAGAUGUAAUGGAGAUAGAUCAUACCAUUCAAUAA
Aspergillus pseudoviridinutans is the source of this 591-nucleotide messenger RNA. RefSeq lists its product as uncharacterized. The transcript has 2 exons. The coding region runs from base 1 to 591 and encodes 196 amino acids. Lineage: Eukaryota; Fungi; Ascomycota; Eurotiomycetes; Eurotiales; Aspergillaceae. The record is from RefSeq and is a predicted model, not a curated record.